GCUGUCAUCUCCUGCCUGCUUUGAAAGUAUUGUCAGUUGAAAGAAACAAUCUUAACACUGUUCCAAGAGGAAGGGAAUUGAGGAUCUUUGGAAAAACACCAGCCUUCCCAAUACAGUCAUGAACCUUAAGAUCAAGGAAAUCGUGGAUAAUGAAUUGCAUACUACUCUUCAAAAGAAAGUCAAUACUCUUUCAAGUAAAACUUGCCCCAAAUUCAGCAUUUCACGAAAACAGGAAAAUACAUUUUGUUCAGUCAAAAUAGUGUUGCUCUAUGCUGUCUAACACCCAACCAAAGUGACACCUUCUAGGAACAAGAGAGGGCUGUAAGGUUUCGAUAGCCUUUUAGAAAGGGUUUGCUAGUCACUGAACUAUGCCAGGCAUCGUAGCCUUUCUGACAGCCUCUAUCCUCAUAAACAGAUGGUUCACAUUGUCCAAACAGUGUAUAAAUGAAGCAGAAAGCUGCAGUACGAGCAACGCUAUCCUGUGUAUUGUUUGCUGAAUUCAGUUGAUCUCUAAUAACAUCGUCAGUUUCAUUAGCUCUAGAUUUUUAGCAUACUGGGGGCGGGGGGCAGGCAAACCGAAACCUCAGAUAUCUCACAAAGUCAGACAAAGGGAAUAAUUUUGCACCUACACAGGAUCCUCAAAGUUCUAUUUUUCUCCUUUUUUGAUACUAAAUAAUCCUCUGGCACGAAGGAAACCAUCUCGCUUAAUUAUUUUGUAGUAUCUGUAAGGUUCUCAUACAGACAGUAUAGAAAAACUUGUAGAAUAUAUUGAUAGAGUUUUGAUUCAUUUUGAUAGAUAAAUAUAACUACACAUUAUAGGAUGCCUCCAUGGGUCAGACAGAUCAACCCUUUUCUACAAGAGAGUAAAUUUUUAGAUGUUAAAAGUCAAAUUGCUAUGCAUCAUACCACCAUACUUCAAGUUAUACUUAAAUCCCAUAUUCAUUUAAAUACGUGUUCAGAAAUUGAUGAUCCUCCUCCAAUCCUUCACUAACAUUCCUGGUUUUAACCUCUGCUAAGAAAACACAAACUGCCUUUCUGAAGCAGAGGGGUUUGGCCACAGAGAAACCCUUCUCACAACCGCCACCCCAGGUGCCAGGCUGCUGCCACACCACUGUCUAUUUUUGGUGCAAAUUUAGCUUCAGGGAAGCAUCCGAACUACAAUUCUUCAUGCAGGUGCAAGGAAGAAUUUAUGAACUGCCAGAACUUCCGAAUGCCUUUCCUAUCAGCUACCUCUGGUUUACAGCAGGAAUGAAUCAUUCCCUCUGCUUUUCACAAUAAACUGAAAGACCAAUUACUCAGCAAACAGCAACAGCAAAGCGGAAUAAGAGAUUUCCAGUAAACCAGAUGACACCAAGGGCAAAUUUUUAAGAACUAGUAGCUUCUCAGCAAUGCUUUAUGAUCAAAAAUCACUUUAGAGUGCCAUUCAGGUGUUACAAACUGUGGUGAUGCUGAGUGUCUGAGCGCCUACCUUCCCACUGGAACUUGCAGGCUGGAGCUUCAGGGGCCGCCUGCACAGCACCUAAGAAAAAUCUCCAGCAUUCAAAAGGGCUACUCGUGCAAGGCAGAUGCUGUCGUAACUAGGAUAUGCUGAAGAACAUACUGUCAUGCUUGAUAAUUCACAGGCAGACAGGCAUAAGCAACAACAUGUUUUUGUUUUCAGUCAGGUUUACAUCCUAUGAAUAUGGUUCAAAUAAUUCCACAUAUGGAAAACUCCCGUGAACCUGCAGAUGGCAGUGAAUAGGAGAUAUUGUAUCACCUUUUGCAUCUCCAUCUUUUAUUUACAACUAACAUAUUUGGAUUUUAUAAACUGAGUAUAUUCCACCCUUUUCACUCUCUUCCUUUCCUACCUCCAAUUCUCCAGAGAAGCAAGCUCCAAGCACAGAGAUCACAGCCAGAAUAAUUUUGAUAGCACAAAGGAACGUUACUGCUUUUAUGGAGACGUGAAUUUUUAAAACAUGCAUUGAUUGUGAACGUAUUAACGUGCCUGCUGUUGAUGCUAUUCGGCUUUUAGAAUGGGACAACCACUGAAUAGGAAAGGCAUAAUAACUCAAAGCCUGCAGCCACUCGUUGCAAUAGACAGGAAUGGAAGGAAUUUUGUUGCAAAGAAUUUCAAAAGCCACUUGAUGCAAUUGGGGAAACAAGAACAUGAAGUGUAAAACAGUUUUGUUCUUCCUAGGACUAGGCCUGCUGCAGUCUUUACAAACUGUCCAUUUGUCAUCCAACGGCAUACGACAGAUUGGUCUGAACGAUUUUCAAAACUGUUCACAGCUGAAGGACAUCGACUUGCAAAACAACAAGAUAACUGAAAUUCAUCCAGACGCCUUCAGGGACCUCAACAAAUUACAGGUCGUGGAUCUCCGUGAAAAUGCUCUGACAAUGCCCUUACCACAGAUACUAAUCAGUUUGAACUUCUUUCAACUUGAAGUGGGUUUCCCAAAUAGUUCCUGGAUCUUUAACUGCAGACUAAAUGCUUUCAAACAUUUAUUUCAUUUUCUUUUUCACUCCACGAGGAAAACAUUGAGGAUUUCAUAUAACAAACCUGCCGACAACUCACCAAAAUCUCUGCUGUAUCUUUCAAGUUUCCAUUUAAACUGCAGUGACACUGUGUUGCUCAAGAGGGCUGUAAUUCCAACAGGGAAGACAUCGGUGCUGAACUGUGACUUGGACAAUGCAAGGGGUAAUGGUCUCUCUUGGUGGACACCUAAAGGCAGAAUUUCAAAAGAUAAUAGUCUUCCUCAUAUGACAGUGGAUAAAAUGAAUAAUUUAGUGAUAUACAAUGCUGAGAAAACUGCUGAAGGGUUAUAUUUGUGUAUCUUUAAUACAACAAAGAAGAACUAUCUCAUCUACAAUGUACAGGUGAAAGAAACGGUUUCAAAAGUUUUGGUUAGAAAAGCCCGGGACACAAAUGCUGUUUUUAGACAAGGAAGAACAGAGCAAGACCUUGCCUUGGCUGUCUCCCUCUCAGUGCUCAUUACAUUUGUUUGUGCUUUUUGUCUGGGUGCUUUUGCUAGACCCUACCUUGUGAGCCUGUGGAAGCUCAUGUGCAGGAAGAAAAAUACAGGCUCAGAACAUACUUACUCUAAUCAAGCUUUUUCAGAUGAAACUUUGAGCAGAAGGUGCUCUGCAAGCAAACCAACACGUAUGCAGUGUAAUUUGUUCAUUUGUAAUGAGAGUUCUUCAAGAAACACAUGCAUUUUUCCUACAGAAACUUCUACUUUGUAUGAAAAUGUCAUCGGUAGCAGCGUACAUGCACAAAAUACUGAAGAAGAGUACCAGAAACAAAGCAAUAAUGAGAGCAAUGCGAAGAACAACCCAGUGUCUUCAGACAUCAAAACUAGUAUCAUCAAUGAUGAAAAUAUAAAUGUUGAUGAUAACGGACUAUUUUCUGUAAGGACAGAUUACAAGGACAGCAAUGAAGUAACGCCAAGAAAAUUAAUAAGCGAUAACAUUUCAUUCUGGAAGGAUUCAAAAGAUGCAAAUAAUGAAGACUCAGAGGACAGCAGGCUCCCUGCCAUUCCCUCCAUACCCAGGAGACUGAAUGCUGACUCCUACUCAAAUCACACUGACUCUUCAGAUUCGGAUCUAUCCUUCACGGGAGAGACUGACUUUCCAUUUUCCAGAAUACAAACACAUACAGUUGCACAAGACUCUAGGAACAGCGAGGUAAGCAACAAGUCUGGUCUGAUGCAGCCUGAAAUCACAAAGGCUACACUAGAUUCUCCCAAAAGAAAAGGUAUCAUUUCACAUAAUGAACCCAUGAGCACUACAAAAUCUAUGUCUGGAAGGCAAAGCUGUGAUGAACUUGGUCUAAUCAGCAGCAUAAAUAUAAACAGUGAUGUGGGAGAUUUUAUUUUACCCAGUAGCUGCAAGAGAGAUACAAAUAUUGAGAAUUUAAGUGCCUACCAAACAACAGAAAACUCUCCUCUGACAGAGUACAACUCUAAAAUGCAACAUACAAAUGAAAAACAUGCUUCAGCAGAUAUAUUUGGCGAUAGUUCUUCAGAUGAAGGGAUUCCUUUCACAAUGAGUGACUGUAGUUCUGUAGCAGACUUUGAGCUGGAACAACAUGAUGUCAGUGACAACCUGCCAGUCUGUCAGUCAUCACCAGAGGCAGCCGCUACGAACAGUGGAACUGAGAAGUUCUCAUCACUGCUAGAGCCUCCAGACAUUGCUGCUGAACUUCAGCAUAUGGGGGAAAAUGAAGAUGAGAAUAAUGCAUAUUUUGAAACCACUAUUAAUUGUGGAUCAGACACCAUCAUGCCUGAAACAGCAUCACUUUACGCUGAUAAAUGUAGUGACCGUGUAAGCAUGUCAGAUUCCAGCACGAUUAGUUCUUCAAGCCAAGAAGUUCCUGAUACUUUUGAUUACUUUACUAAUGCAGAGUCAACAGUACAAAACUCUCCCCCUGGUUCUCUCCACAAUCAAACUACAGAUUUUGGUUACACGUUACUUUCAUUAAGGCGUUCUCCCACAUGUGACACAGAUACAGAGUGCACUCCUGAAGCAGCUGAAUUGGAGCUGUAUCAGUUUCCCAUUGAACCACAGCAUUCCCUCAGCUUCCGUCCCACUGAACAAAAAGAAAACGCACCAGAGGGAAGCACAGAUGAGCACAUAGAUAGGAACUCCUCUGAAAAGGGUCACGGUGAAGUGGACAUUACAUUAAGAAGAAACAUGAGUCCGUCUGAGGACAAUGAUUUUAUUUUCACUCCCAUUGAUAUUGGUUUGAAUGAAAUUAUUAAAAAACCAUCGCUACUACAUUCCAGCAAUGAAUCAUCUCUUCAAUCUCUGCCUGAACACACAGCUGAAAAUCAUUUUAUGGUUAUUACAGAGAAAGAAGACUUGCUACCACAGGGGAAGCAGGUGAACACAACUAAGGCUUGUGCAGAUAAAAUGCGAACAGGUUUUAAUGACAGAGACUGUGCUGGAUACACAGAAUUACAGGAUACCAGCAACUGUAGUCUGCCCGAAGAAACACAGUCUGGCAAUCUUAUGGCAGAUCUGCUGCAUCUUCACUCCUCUGGGAAAACGCAAUUGGUCUUCAACAGAGAAGAUCGUUUCCAGCUGGAUCAGAGUGACGAGGAUGCAUACUGCAUCUCAGUCCCACAAGGCUUCUUCAAUGAAAGCACACGUUACAGUUUGUGUUCAUUCCCUCAAAAGCCUACAGGAAAUAUAAUCUCCAAACGCACCGAUUCUAGCCAGGCGGAGGAUGAUACUACUUUGACAGGACUGGAGAACAACUCUACAACUGCUGCCAACCUCCAAAAUUCAAGUGAAAAACUCAGUCAAAAAAAACAGACUAAUUCAGGACAGGGCCAGGUUUUUGUUAAGAAGAAAAGAGCAUUUGAUGGAUUUGCUAAUGUUUUGCAAAGCAGGAGAACCAACUUCAAUAGCUGAGACACAAAAGUGUAAUACUAAGCUCCCACAGUGUUUAUGCCAUAUAGUAGGUGCAAAAAUGAUUGUGUCUUAAAAUGAAAUGUGUAGCUUGCAGUAACUGUUAGAUACCAAGGGUUGUUUUGGGGGGGGGGUCCUCCCCCCCCCAGUACAACUAUCUAUCUGCCUUUACCUUCAGAAAUCCAAGUAACGGAACUAGACUUAACAAUGAGAUGUCGAAAGCCUGGAUUCAUCCAAUUUAAAAACUAUCAUAAAUCCAAAGGGUAAUUCAGGGCAGAAGCCAUGGACUUCUAGGAUACUCAAAUGAGUGAACUACUCAGUAGUUAUAACUAAUAAUAAAGCUUUUGCUGAGUUAUAAUAAUAGUAUUUACUUUCUCAUUAUUGCUGGUACUAAGAUAUUAGUUUCCCUUCAAAUUUUGCUUCUGAUAUGCACUAUUUUGUUUUUCUUUGUCUAAAAUAAAUGUAACACUGAAAUUAUCAUUA
Molecule: messenger RNA, 5874 nt
Organism: Phalacrocorax carbo (great cormorant)
Lineage: Eukaryota; Metazoa; Chordata; Aves; Suliformes; Phalacrocoracidae
Source: RefSeq, a predicted model, not a curated record